Kwoniella botswanensis is the source of this 1581-nucleotide messenger RNA. RefSeq lists its product as uncharacterized. The record is from RefSeq and is a predicted model, not a curated record. Gene Ontology annotation, molecular function: tRNA adenosine(64)-2'-O-ribosylphosphate transferase activity. Gene Ontology annotation, biological process: charged-tRNA amino acid modification. Lineage: Eukaryota; Fungi; Basidiomycota; Tremellomycetes; Tremellales; Cryptococcaceae. Gene Ontology annotation, cellular component: cytoplasm. The coding region runs from base 1 to 1581 and encodes 526 amino acids. The transcript is spliced from 8 exons.
AUGUCGGACAUACGGGCCGUCAAGAAAUAUGCAACUCAGCACGAUCUGUUUAAUAGGUUACAUUCUAUAUCGGCGGAUGAGAACUUCGUGAAGGACGUAGCUGAGAAUUGGUUUGACGGGAGGUUUGAGGUCGUUCCCAAUCAGCGGUGCGGAAAUUGGUACUGUGAUCCUUCCACCAGCUCGAAAGCUUACGCUUACUUUAAAUCCACCGAUGGACAUAUGACGCAAUGGGACUUCAAUCUCAGAAGAUCCAAUCUGAGCUUAGCUAAAUAUGCUGAAGAUUGCGGAGGGUUGAUACUGGUGGAUUCGACGAGAAGAGGCAAAAGGAUGCCUGAUGGACUAUCCAAAACUGUCCCUAUAUGGUGCUGCGUCGUCAACCUGGCAAUUGAGCUACGGCGAAACAUACCACUAGACGAAGAGUGGGAUACAGAACUGUACUUACCUCCCAAGGUAGUUUCUCCAUCUGAGAAAUCACAGAUAGAAGAUAGAUUGGACGAAUGGGCAGAGACCCUCGAGAAAUCUUCCCUUCCAUUACCCAUCCUCACCAAACCCUUACGACCUUUCUUCAUCCACCCAUCCACCUCCACUCCACCUGCGAUACCUCUCAAUCCUCCUUAUACACCCAUAAUAUGUCUCUCGGCCUCGCGCUGGGUGAAUAACCCAGAUGAUCAGAUACCCUCAGUCACCAGGUUGGGAGAUACGAAUAGAACGGUCGGAUUCGAUUAUGUACCAGGAGCAGGGGACGAUGACGAGCUUUGGGCUAGAGGUUUAACACCUACGUUAUUCCAUUCCAACAAAUCCGACCUUCUCAUUGCGGAAAGAGAUGAUUUACCUUCCCUGGUAGAUGAACUGGUCUUAUCCCAUUCGAUGUCGAAACUACCUGCUCCCUCAGCUUCUUCCCUCGAUUCAAAUUCUCUUUCAAGUAUUGGUGAAAGUACGAUUGGUAUACCCGACGAAUCCUCGAGAAUAGCAUUAAGAAUCGGAUCACCUAUCAUACCUACAUCUACCAAAUGGAAAUACGCAACUUCAUCGAUUAAUCCGAUAAUAGUCAGAGCAGUGGAAUAUGAGAAAUAUCCUAAAGACCUACCUCGAUUACUUGAUUUUACGCCCGAAGAGAGGAUAUUGGCUGUGGCGAAUUCUAAAACCGAAGGUAAAGCUUUUGAAUCGACGUUAAGCGAGUUGGUUGAUCUUGUGAAAGGUGAAGGAGGAGAAAGAGGUGUGGUUUUGGUACAUGGAAGAAAAGAAGAUGUGGAAUUGGUCUUGAAGACAUAUCAGAAAUCACAAGCACAACCACAAGAAGGAAAGCGACAACAAGAAGAAAAAGUUAAACUCGAUGAACCCCCUGAACCUUCAGUAGAAGGUAGGAAAUUGAUUUUACCCCUUGCUUUGGCUCUCAUCUGCUCGAUGCCGGCGUCAAAUGACGAAGUCCAACAGGGAAAGGAGGAUAUGGUGUUGACGAAGAGCGAUAUAGCUGUCAAGUUGCAUAGUUUGAUUUCGCUUUGGCCGGAUGGGAAUCCGCCGAGAGCUAGUCUGAAGAGGGUAAAUGAGUUUUUAAUGUCUGGUGACAGGGGCAGGAAAUGA